AUACAGUUUUCGUUCAGUCCUCUGAGCUGCAGUCGGACACUAUGGCGAGGUUCCAGAUGGCUCCCCAGCCAGGGCAGAACGCUCACCAUGUAGUGCUACAUGCCGUGAGCAUUGGUCUGGCGGUCGUCGCUCAGAUGAUCUCGAGCAUCUUCUUGACUCUGACAAAGGACAGCUUUGUGCCUGAUGGUCUGUUUCAGACCCCAUCCUGGAAUGUGUCUGAGACCUUCUCCCUGGAGGUGUCGAUGGACUGGUGGUCAGGAGGUUUCUGGAUUAUGAUUGACCUGUGGUCCCUGGGGUGGCUUGUACACGCAACAGUCGGCCUUUUUAAUAGGAACGUCCUCGGCCCCGAAUCGUGCAAUCCAGAAAUCCACCCUCCGGUGUUUUACCUGAUGUGGGUCGUCGUUAACAUUGCAAGAAUGUGCAGCAUGUUUCUGUGGCACAGGCGCAAUUUACUUGCCGCCGUCCAACUCUGGUGGAUAACACCCGUGUUCAGCUUCUUCAUGCUCUCCAUUUCCUACGGCAACCUGCACAAGCAUAAAGCCUGGCUAGCCAUCAACACCCCGAGAGUGACGACAUGGACACGUUACCUGACCCAGAACGGCUUGGCGGUGUUUGCCUGGUGGUCUCUCCUGAAUGCUGUGGUCGGUCUAGGAAUGGUGCUCAAGUACAGAUUUGGUGUGCAGGACCCACUGAUCAGCGCCAUCGUCCUCGCCAUAAUCUGCGUGUGUGCUUUAACCUGGUUCCUCCUACAGACCUUCCUGCUACACAAAUACUUGCGCUACACAUUCUGCGUCUACGCCAUCCUCGUUCUGGGCCUGGGUGCCAUGUUCACCAGAAGCUAUCGUGUCCACAACAUGUCCUCAAACACAUCCUUCUGUGGCUGCCUCAUGCUCAUUAUGACCUGCAUGAGCGUGGUCCAUCUGAUCUGUGAAUGUAUGCGCACGGAGGACUCGGUCAUGCCUCUCGCUUUGGAGCCCUACGUGACGUCUUCGGUCUGCGAGACUGUGUGCCAACCGGAAGCCAAGCACAAACCUCAGAAGUGCUGACUUGUGAGAAAGCUUUCAGGCAAUUAAACAAUAAAAUCAACAGUGGGCGUGUCGCGCCAGAGUGAUCAUUUGCAAGUGUGCACUUUAGAUUAAUGUCCAAAAGGGGGCAGCAUAUACUCACUUCACACUGAAAUUGUGGCAUGAUAAACAGAGCACUGUUGGACCAGAGGGUGGCUCAGUGGUUCAGGCUUUUGUAAUGAAAAUCUCUCUCUAUGGAGCACAUUCAUACUAAAAGUCAAGAGCAUCCAAAACGAAUAUAAAGAAUGUCAUUCUAUGUGACUCGCACUGUUUUUGUGUCGAUCACCAUCUUUGUUCAAAAAUACUUAAACAAAACAAAACAAAAAAAUGCAUAAAUCUAAAUAAAAGCUGAACCAAAGUGAGGUUACAGGAAAAAUCAGAAUAAAAGUUUGUUUGUUUGUUUGAUUUAAACUCCAGAUGAUGAAAGCGAACGAUGAACUUUACUCAAAGGUCAUCAUCGCCAUGCAGCACAGUCCCAAAAACAUCAUGGUAUGCAACCGAAUAAAAAAAAAAACAGCAAACAGAUAAAAUAAUAAUAGUGAAAAAAAAAAAUAGAUAAGACAAAAUGAAUUCAAAACCUUUGUACCCUCUCCCUCUACGUCCCCUCGCUGUGUGGGUGACGUGGCACCCCCAAAGAUAAUCACACAUGCUCAAGUUUUUAAGUGCCCUCUUUCUUGAUGCGGCUUAAAGGAUGGAAUAUCAAACAUGGCCGUUGGCUGAGGGGAAGAGCAGCUCGACCUUUGAUGAGGAUGGAGGGCUGAAUAGAAACUGAUCGUCAGAUGAAAGCGGCGGGAGGGGUAAAAAAAAAAAAAAAAAAAAAAGACAAUAGGAGAUACGAUGAAUGUGUCCUUGGAUGGACUCACUCAGCAGGAUGGAGGAGUAAAUAAAGAAAUGAAUUGUAACACUGUCUCUUUUUUUUUUUUUUGAAAAACCCUCAUUGACUGACAUGCAAGAAGAAUGUGUCCUUCAUCGAAUCAUCAACUGAUUUACAACAAACUACCUGUAGACCACAGUGCUGCUUUUCCUUGGUAUUGUGUUAUUCGGGUGUUUGCAGAUAUUAGAUGGCCACUCUGUUCCGGCUGAAUGUCUGUGAACCUGAUCAUAAACUCACGUUGGCAAUUUAAUUUGACCACCUCAUUUGGAGAAAAUCAGAAUGUUAUUAUCUCCGGCUUCAUAACGCAGGGUGAUUUGCUUUCAGGGCUGUCGCAGAAAAAAGAGGCAGAGUUAGGAGUGCAGGAGUGGAAAAUCACUAAUUGCAAAUCACAACACUGAAAUUCAGCUUUGUGCACCUCUAUGAGUCAUUCUGCUCAAAGAAUCAUCAGUUUGGACGGAAAUGUGAAGUUUGGAAAUGUAUGGAAAUGUAUGUUUUAUAUAGAUGUUGCCGCUCAGUCAGGAUUUACAAUUUAAGUUUUUUGAUCUGAACAUUUUCCAUCAUGAGGAAAUCUGUUAGAAAACUUUGUUUAAGAUAAAGUUGACAUUGUUAGUCGAUUAACUGAUUGGUUUAGACUGUUACUGAGCUUUAUAAUCAGUUAACUGUUCAAGUCAUUUUUAAGCACAGUAAGUCAUUUUUAGGCAAUGUAAACAUUUUGUUGGCCUUCUAUGACAAAAAAACUUAUUUUGGGGUUUUAGACUCUUACUGAAAUGUAUAUUAAUCGUCUAAGCACAAAUUACACAGUUUAUCUGGCUCCAGCAUUUUAAAUGUGAAUAUCUUGUUUUUCUUGUCCUCCUACGAAGAAAACCAAAUAUGUUUUUAUUACACUGUUAUUAUACUGUAUUUUGAAAGAGUCAUUCUUAAGCAUAAACAACAAAUUUUCACUGGUUCCAGCAUUUGAAAAUGUGAAUAUUUGCAUGGUAGAAAAAAAAAAAAAGUAAAAAUGGUUCCAGCUUCUUAAA
This is a messenger RNA of Acanthopagrus latus (yellowfin seabream), 2957 nucleotides long. RefSeq lists its product as uncharacterized. The record is from RefSeq and is a predicted model, not a curated record. The transcript has 7 exons. NCBI's taxonomy places the organism in Eukaryota, Metazoa, Chordata, Actinopteri, Spariformes, Sparidae. The coding region runs from base 42 to 1046 and encodes 334 amino acids.